Molecule: messenger RNA, 2598 nt
Organism: Hemiscyllium ocellatum (epaulette shark)
Lineage: Eukaryota; Metazoa; Chordata; Chondrichthyes; Orectolobiformes; Hemiscylliidae
Gene: pde6c
Product: phosphodiesterase 6C, cGMP-specific, cone, alpha prime
Exons: 22
Coding region: 1-2598 (865 amino acids)
Biological process (GO): signal transduction; visual perception
Molecular function (GO): protein binding; 3',5'-cyclic-nucleotide phosphodiesterase activity
Source: RefSeq, a predicted model, not a curated record
AUGGGGGGUGUUAACAAGGAAGCAGUUGAACAAUACCUGGAGAACAAUCCACAAUUCGUCAAGGAAUACUUUGACAGGAAGCUCAGGCCAGAAACAAUUGGUGCAAUCUUCAAUGGGGCAAAGGUGGAACUGGGGGUCGGGGCUUCCUUCAAAGACCUGUCCAAGCUGGAGGAGUCCGACAUUAUCUUUGAGCUGGUCGAGGAGCUGCAGGAUGACUCCAAUGUCGAGAAGCAGAUACACAAGAUACUGCAAAGGAUUGUCUCCCUGGUCAGUGCGGACAGAGGCAGCUUGUUCACAUUCAGAUCGAGGAAUGGCAUUGCAGAGCUGGCCACACGACUGUUCAAUGUGACCAGAGACUCCAGCUUUGAGAAGAAUCUUGUGCCUCCCCAAGGCGAGAUUGUUUUCCCAUUGGAUAUCGGGGUAGUGGGAUGGACAGCAAAAACCAAGAAGAUACAAAAUAUUCCUGACGUUACGAAGGAUGUCCACUUUUCUGAAUUUGUUGAUAAACAGACUGGCUACACAACUUCUAACAUGUUAGCUGCCCCUUUGAUGCAGGGGAAGGAGAUAUUAGCCGUCAUCAUGGUGAUCAACAAAAUUGGUGAACUACAAUUCACCAAAGAAGACCAGGAGGUUUUUACAAAAUACCUUAGUUUUGCAUCUUUAGCACUGAAAUACUCACAUUUGAGUUACCUGUACAACGUGGAAAGCCGACGAUCCCAGAUCCUGCUGUGGUCGGCCAACAAGGUAUUUGAAGAACUUACAGACAUUGAACGUCAAUUUCACAAAGCUCUAUACACAGUUCGAGUUUAUUUAAAUGUUGAAAGAUACUCAGUUGCUCUUCUGGACAUGACUAAGCGAAAGGAGUUCUUUGACGAAUGGCCAAUCAAGAUGGGUGAGGUCCCUCCUUACAAAGGCCCGAAGACCCCAGACGGCAGAGAAAUCCACUUUUAUAAGAUCAUUGAUUACUUGUUGGUGGGGAAAGAGGAAAUCAAAGUCAUCCCGUCACCUCCUGCAGAUCAUUGGUCCCUUGUGAGUGGGCUGCCAACCUAUGUUGCUGAAAAUGGCUUUAUCUGUAAUAUGAUGAAUGCACCAGCUGAUGAAUUCUUCACUUUUCAAAAAGAACCUGUGGAUGAAACCGGCUGGAUUAUAAAAAAUGUCUUGUCAUUGCCGAUUGUGAAUAAGAAAGAAGAGAUAGUGGGAAUAGCUACAUUUUACAACAGGAAAGAUGGGAAGCCAUUUGAUGAGUAUGAUGAACAGAUCACGGAAACCCUGACGCAGUUCCUGGGAUGGUCGCUUCUGAAUACAGACACUUAUGACAAAAUGAAUAAACUAGAAAGCAGGAAAAAUAUUGCUUCGGAAAUGCUAAUGUACCAUUCUAAGUGCACCGACAAAGAACUUCAGACCAUUUUGAAAACAAAAGAGAUGUUGGACAAAGAUACUGCAGAUUGUGAACAAAAAGAUAUGCUAAAGAUCUUGCAGGAAGAACUACCUGACCCAACUGACGUUCAGCUCUACGAAUUCCACUUCAGUGACUUGGAUGUUUCAGAAUUUGAUCUAAUCAAGUGUGGAAUUCGGUGCUUCUUUGAAAUAAAUGCAGUCUUAAAGUUCAAGAUACCAGCAGAUGUAUUGACCCGAUGGAUGUACACUGUCAGAAAAGGUUACCGUGAUAUUACCUACCACAACUGGCGCCAUGGAUUCAAUGUGGGGCAAACUAUGUUUACACUUCUGAUGACAGGUAAAAUAAAGAAGUACUACACGGAUCUCGAAGCUUUCGCUAUGAUUACAGCAGCAUUUUGUCAUGAUAUUGAUCACCGAGGCACCAAUAAUUUAUACCAGUUAAAAUCACAAGCAGCUUUAGCAAAAUUACACGGGUCUUCGAUUUUGGAAAGGCAUCACCUUGAAUACAGUAAAACAUUACUUCAGGAUGAGAGCUUAAACAUUUUUCAGAACCUGAAUCAACGUCAAUAUGAAACAGUCGUCCAUUUAAUGGAAGUUGCGAUAAUUGCUACUGACUUGGCCUUGUAUUUCAAGAAAAGGACAAUGUUUCAGAAAAUUGUAGACUAUGUUGAAAAAUCAGAGACUGAAGAAGAAGCAAUAAAGUAUAUUUCUUCUGAUCCAACCAAAAAAGAAAUUGUUAUGGCAAUGAUGAUGACAGGAUGUGACUUGUCAGCCAUUACGAAGCCAUGGGAAGUACAAAGCAAGGUUGCGCUUAUGGUUGCUAAUGAAUUCUGGGAACAGGGCGAUCUGGAACGAACAGUUUUACAGCAACAACCUAUCCCAAUGAUGGACAGAAACAAAGCAGAUGAACUCCCCAAGUUACAAGUUGGUUUCAUCGACUUUGUGUGUACCUUUGUGUACAAAGAAUUUUCAAGAUUCCACAAAGAAAUAACACCAAUGUAUGAGGGGCUCCAGAACAACAGAGUUGAAUGGAAAUUACGAGCUGAUGAAUACGAUGCAAAGAUGGCUUUGAUUGAAAAACAAAGGAAAGAACAAGAAGAAAUGGCAGUGAAAAAAGCAGUGAAUGGAGAAGUCGAAGCUGGAGAUGAAGGAAAGGAAGGCAAACGUGGUGGAAAAUCCAGAACAUGUGAAAUAUUUUAA